Molecule: messenger RNA, 708 nt
Organism: Salvelinus sp. IW2-2015
Lineage: Eukaryota; Metazoa; Chordata; Actinopteri; Salmoniformes; Salmonidae
Product: complement C1r-A subcomponent
Biological process (GO): proteolysis
Molecular function (GO): serine-type endopeptidase activity
Source: RefSeq, a predicted model, not a curated record
CUGACUGAAAUUCACACCCAUUUUCUUUCACUUCAUAAACAGGCAUACUUUUGCGACAAACAACGUGAAAACCUCCUUCAGUCUCCACCUCUUGAAGUGGCCUCUCUCCAUCCUCACCCUGGGUACAACAACACAGACGGGUUAUCCUUCAACCACGACAUUGCCUUGAUCAAGCUCCAACACCCACUCACAUUCAGUAGUUCCAUCAUGCGAGUGUGUCUGCCUGAAAAGGGUGCUGAAUACUCCACUGGAAGAGUUGGCUGGGUUUCAGGUUUUGGCCUCAAAGAUGAUGAUGAAAUGCCCAGUAACCUCAGAUAUGUCCGGAUUCCCCUGGUGGACCAGGUGAAGUGCAGAAGCUCUAUUGAUGAGGCGAGGAAGAAGAAGAGAGAAGCCCCUGAUUUGACAGACGGCAUGUUCUGUGCCGGGUUACCAGAGGGUGGAAAGGACACCUGUGCAGGAGAUGGUGGAGGGCCGUAUGUCCUGAAGUAUGGGGGAGUUUUCUGGGCAGCAGGGAUCGCCAGCUGGGGAAUUGACUGUGGAGAGCCAGGCCAAUAUGGGGUCUACACCCGCGUAGCUAACUACGUAGACUGGAUCAAGAAGACCAUGGAGAAUUGAAAUUAUGGCUGAAAAAUUAUGCAAGAAAUGUUUGAAUUUGUCGAGGAUAGUAGCAAAUAUAAAAAAUAAACAUUAGAUAUGUUUUUUAUUGAA